Molecule: messenger RNA, 4635 nt
Organism: Chiloscyllium plagiosum (whitespotted bambooshark)
Lineage: Eukaryota; Metazoa; Chordata; Chondrichthyes; Orectolobiformes; Hemiscylliidae
Source: RefSeq, a predicted model, not a curated record
CAAACGCCGCCCCGUGCGGGAAAGGGCAUGCGCAGCACGGAAUUCCGCCCUGCCCGACACUGCGCACGCGCGGUCGCCAUUUUAGCAGCUUCCUCAAGUCGAGGUCGGGGUGAGGGGGGUAUUGUCGCAACAGGAAUUGCUGGAAAGAUCUCUGCAGGUCUGGCAGCGUCUGUGCAGAGUAAAUGUUUCGCGUCCAAGAGAGUCUCGUCUCCAGUUUGGUUUGAUUUGUUACUGUCACGUGUGUUGGGGUACAGUGAAAAGUGUUGUCUCAUGUGGAUUAGAAGAGGAGGGUUUACAUCGUGAAACCCAAACAGAACAUCAGGUCAAAGUCUGACAGAGUCGCACCAUUCGUCAGGAGCUGAACAUCACUGCCCUCUGAUUGUGGGAGGAGAAGGAAUUGUUUCUCUGGUUUGUCUGAGGGUUUAAAUUUCAAACACUGGUGGGACUGGAAAAGCACUGGGAUGCAAGUGCGCCUGAGUGAGAGUGUUCCAGGAAACUGACUUUGGAAACAGCUUUCGCUAGUUACCCAGACUGAACAGACAUUGCAUCGUUUAAAGCAGGAGAAACUGCACGUGUUCAGUGUCUGGAUAAGGAUUGAACUAAACCUUCAGUCUGGAGGGACACAAAGAUACUGGCACCAUGGAGAAACCAUGGAAAUGUGUGGAGUGUGGAAAAGGAUUCAGAUUUCCAUCCUGUCUGGAAGUUCACUGGCGCAAACACACUGGGGAGAAACCAUUCGCCUGUUUUGAAUGUGGGAAGAUAUUCACUCAGUUAUCCAACUUAAAUCAACACCAGAGAACUCACACUGGAGAGAAACCAUUUCCCUGCCUUGAGUGCGGAAAGAGAUUCACUCAGUUAUCCAACUUAAAUCAACACGUGAGAACUCACACUGGUGAAAAACCGUUUAUCUGCCCUGAAUGCAAGAAGGGAUUCACUCAGUUAUCUAACUUAAAUCAACACCUGAGAACUCACACUGGUGAAAAACCAUUUAUCUGCAUUGAGUGUGGAAAGAGUUUCACUCAAUUAUCCCACUUACAUCAACACCAGAGAACUCAUGCUGGAGAAAAUCUGUUCACCUACACUGAGCAUUGGAAGACAUUCACUCAGUUAUCCCACUUAGAUUCACACCAUGGAGCUCUCGCAGUAGAAAAACUGUUUACCUGCUCUGAAUGUGGGAAGGGAUUUGCUGAUUCAUCCACUUUGCAAGUACACCAGAGAACUCAUACAGGAGAGAAACCAUUCACCUGCUUUGUGUGCGAGAAGAGCUUCACUCAAUUAUCCCACUUAAAUCAACACCAGAGAACUCACACUGGAGAGAAACCAUUUUCCUGCCCUGAGUGCAGGAAGAGAUUCGCUCAGUUAUCUCACUUAACUCAACACCAGAGGAUUCACACUGGUGAAAAACCAUUUAGCUGCCCUGAAUGCAAGAAGCGAUUCACUCAGUUAGCAAACUUACACCAACACCAGAGAACUCACACUGGAGAAAAACCAUUCAUCUGCCCUGAGUGCGGUAAGAAAUUCACUCAGUUAUCCAACCUGCAAUCACACCGGGGAACUCACACUGGAGUAAAAGCGUUCGUCUGCUCUGACUGCGGGAAGGGAUUUGCUCAGUCAUCCACCUUACGUGUACACCAGCGAACUCACACCGGAGAAAAACCGUUCACUUGCCUUAAGUGCGGGAAGAGUUUCACCCAGUUAUCCAACUUACAGCAACACCAGAGGACUCACUGUAAGCCGCGCAUUGUCAGGAAGGCGAGAUCACAUCCGGAGUGAGAGAGAGAGAGUCUGACAAACUGAUGUGCUGGCUGCUGCGGUGCCUGUUUCCUCCUGCCUUGUAUGGCAUGAGAUCUGCCAUCACCUGCACAAUCUCACCACAGGAUACAGUCUAGAGGAUGAAGUCGUCAUAAUAACAACUGCAUGCAAAAUAAUUGUAAUGGUUUACCAGGUGAAAUGUGUACUUUGUUGAACUUUCAUUACACAUGUAACGACCCAUAUUCACGGAGAACGCCAGGAAACAGGAAUUAAGAAUGCUACUGUUACUGGAUGACAUGGAAUAGCAUUGCACCCCGACAGAACUAGAUGGCACCUUACCAUUGACCUGAAAUAAGUCUAUAAGAAGGCAGUGCCUAAAGUAGGCCCUGCCUAGCAGUAGCUGACAUGAAAAUUGGCAUAAUAUAGUGCCUUGAAGUAGUGAUUUGCCACUGUAUCCCAGAUGUUACAGAGAUAAAGGGACAUGGAUUCUGGGGUUUGGGGUUAUGAUGGGGUGAAUGGAAGGGCCCAUCCAGUGACAUACAGAUACCCCAUCUUCAGUGGUAGUAUGAUACAUGUACCCCAGUGUUCAAACAAAAUAUUGUUUUGGCUGUGACGGAAAUAACUAAUGAAAAUAAAAAUCACCCUUCCAUUGCUGCCCUUUACACACCCCCAUUAACAAUGCAGAGGUGUGGCAGAAGAGUUGUACUCUCUCCCAUUCAAAAUGGAGCAGAGACAGAGAUGGGUGCAUUAAAUUCUAUGGUUGUUGCAACUUUACAAAACAAGAUUGCUCAAAUUGGGCAACUCACUAUUAGCUGCUGUAUGGAACAAAACCAUCAGCACGUAAGGAUUUAGCAAAUUGGUGUCUGGCCAACAAUGAUUUGGAAGCUUGCUGAUAGCCUUGUCUGGGGCAUCGCACUCACAGACCUUAACGCUGAAGCUAUUUGAACAGACGGUAACUUUUUAGCGACUUUGACAAAAUUGAAUGGAGUAACACCUCAUUGCUAUCCAGGUAUCUGUGGUCUCGCAAACGAUUAUUAAGUCUCUCAUGUGCUAACUUUUAACGGUUAAACCUGAUUUAUGUAAAACUAAUUGAAACGCCACAGUACGCAAUGCUCCUUUUUGAUUUUAAAUAGUACACAGUGAUAAAUAUGGUGCAAGUUUAUCGCCCCAUCUGUUGGGAGGUAUGUUGUGGGAACCUGUAUUUAUGGGAAAUGGCUGGAUGAUAACAAUCAAACCCACAGGUGGGUGGUUGUGAAUAGCCUGAAGGCCUAGUGUGCCUCUUCCACACCCCUGCCUUCGAACCAUGUAGAUUGUAGUCUAGCAGGGCUACCUGCACAUGAAGGAAAUUACUGUCAGUGAUACAGCCAUUCACACAACUGGUCCUGUCCACAGGUGUGUAACUAGUACUCAUACAGUAUAUCUUAAUGAUGAGAGAGAGAGAACCGCCCAGCAACUUCUAUAGUGACAAAAGUUAUGUUCUUUAUGAUUUUUUUGUUGGAAAUAAAACCUACAGAAUUAAAGAAUGGGAAAUGAUGACCUUGGACUGUACCAUUAACCAAUGGAGGAUACUUCUACAUGUGACAUUUGAAACACUGAGGGCUUUCCUUGCACAUUAUAAACAGAUUUGCUCUCAUUUGGCAGCAGUAUAAUGUAUUGCUGUGAAAACCUGCCAUGAUCAGCUAUGAUCCAUUAAUUGGUUUAGAAGACAAUUUAGGAACUCUUGUUGUGUAUUUAAGGGAUGGUUAGCAAAAGCUAGCGAGCUCUUACGGCACCCAGUUAUUGUAAUUUUGCUAACUGUUUGCUUUUUUUUAAUCACCUGAUUAAUGGCUUGUCAACUUUGUCACGUGUAUAAUUAGCUUGCAACCGUUGAACAACACAUUGUUCUGAUUACCUGGUUUGAAGAUAUUAAAGGAUAUUCUGGUGUACAAAUUCAAAAAUGAUACCUCGAAGCCAGACCAAUUGUGGACGUGAUAAUAAGCAAUUGAUGGAGAGUGGAGGAAUACAUGAACACAGACUUUUGUUUUUACAAGAAAGUGGCCUUGGCGUGAGAACAGGCUGUUUUGCAAGGAUAACAGAACUUGUUUUUGACUUACUUGUGACCUCCAGGCAUUGAGGAAAGCUUUGGAAAAGUACACAGAAGAGGUAGUUCAGCACAUAACAGCAAGUCCAGUGUAUUAUGAACACUGGGGACUUGUCCCAGUUUGUUGGUCUUCACGAACAGACUGGGUUCACGCAAAGUGCCCUGGAAAUUGAGAUUGAGCUCCGAGUGCCAGCUCUUGCCAGGGUUCUGGACAAGCAAAAGAGCAUGAGACUCAUGUUUGAAUAUAUCUAAAGCAGUUGAAGGUAAUCAUUUUGUUUAAGUAUGUCUAAAGUAGUGUAAGCUAAUAAUUGUCUGAUUACUUGAUAUAUGUUAAGUAACCUAAGCUAACAUAUUUGCAUUAUAUCGAAGCGCACAUGUUCCCCCACCCACAAAAUCAGCCCAUACUGUAUGUCAGUUCAGGACAGGAGACAUUGGAUGGAUGAGGAAUGGGUGGGUGAGUGGUUGAAAGAAUGUUCAGUGAAGGUGGGCCGUCCUUGGUGCUGUGGUGGGGGUUGUUCAUUCUGAAGAAGUCCCACCUGAAAUGGUGACCACUAAUUUCUCACGUUUCGAUAAUGAGUGAUCUGCUGUCUAUUUCUCCAUGUUUGGUUUUCCGUUUCCAUCUGUCUGGGGCUGUCCCAGAGUUUAGGUUUUGUUUCAGUUUGUAUGGCACACCUGUUUGAUCUCAGCUGGAAUGUCAUGUCCACUUCUGGAAGGAUGUGAAGCAUUAGAGAGGGUCACCAAUUUAAUACAGAACAGAAAGAGAUCCUUUGGCCCAUCUUGUCUGAGUCAGUCAGCAAGUACCU